Molecule: messenger RNA, 1940 nt
Organism: Heteronotia binoei (common prickly gecko)
Lineage: Eukaryota; Metazoa; Chordata; Lepidosauria; Squamata; Gekkonidae
Gene: CTSA
Product: cathepsin A
Exons: 15
Coding region: 55-1488 (477 amino acids)
Biological process (GO): proteolysis
Molecular function (GO): serine-type carboxypeptidase activity
Source: RefSeq, a predicted model, not a curated record
CAGUCGGCAGCCAGCCCGGAUCUCGCUUGGGCUGCGCUCGGCAGGGAAGGGAAGAUGCUGCGCUUUUCUGGAUCUUGGCUGCUUCUGGUAGCUGCUGCUCUUGGCGGGGUCGGGGCGGCGCCGCCGAAGCACGAGGUGGGCUACCUGCCGGGGCUGGCUAAACAGCCCUCCUUCCGCCACUACUCGGGCUACCUGGAUGUGGACCAAGACAAGCAUCUGCACUACUGGUUUGUGGAGGCACAGGGCCCUGACGCAGCGGACAAGCCCCUGGUGCUGUGGCUGAACGGCGGGCCCGGCUGCAGCUCCGUCACCGGCCUCCUGACCGAGCACGGGCCCUUCACGAUUCAGGAGGACGGUGCCACCCUGGAGUACAACGACUAUGCCUGGAACAAGCUCGCCCACAUUCUGUACCUGGAGUCUCCCGUCGGCGUCGGCUACUCCUAUUCGGACGGCAAAGACUACCGGACAAACGACACUGAGGUGGCCCGAGUAAACUACCUCGCCCUAAAGGCCUUCCUUCGCCUCUUCCCGGAGUACUGUGGCAAGGACCUCUACCUCACCGGCGAGAGCUACGGGGGCAUCUACAUCCCCACCCUGGGUGUGCUGGUCAUGCAGGACCCCAGCCUCAACUUGAAGGGACUUGCCGUGGGCAACGGCCUCUCCUGCUACGAAACCAAUGACAACUCUCUGGUGUACUUUGCCUACUACCACGGCCUUCUGGGUACCAGGCUGUGGACAGACCUUCAGAAGUUCUGCUGCCCCAAGGGGAAAUGCAACUUCCACGACAGCUCCAGUGUGAAUUGCACCCUUGCUAUGGUAGAGGUGAUCCGCAUCGUGGAUGAGUCUGGCCUUAAUAUCUACAACCUCUAUGCCCCGUGUGCCGGUGGAGUGCCCGGAAGCUUCAGGUACCACGAUGGGAAGCUGGUCACCCACGACCUGGGCAACAACUUCAUCAGGCAGCCAAUGCGUUACUCUUGGAGGCAGAAUCUGCUGGCGAUGCCCGUGGGCAAGAAGGGGGUGCGGCUCGACCCCCCCUGCACCAACACCACCGCCCCCUCCAACUACAUGAACGACCGGCAGGUGCGCAAGGCCCUGCACAUCGCUGACGAUGCCCCCCAGUGGGAGAUGUGCAGCUUUGACGUGAGCCGGGGCUAUAAGCGCAUCUUCAGCAAGAUGAACGACCAGUACCUGAAGCUGUUGGGCACCAUGAAAUACCGCAUCCUGCUGUACAACGGGGACGUGGACAUGGCUUGCAACUUCCUGGGUGACGAGUGGUUCGUGAACUCCUUGAACCAGAAGGUGGAAGUCAGCCGUCGGCCCUGGAUCUACACAGACGGGAACGGUCAGGACCAGAUUGGGGGCUUUGUGAAGGAGUUCACCAACAUCUCAUUCCUCACCAUCAAGGGUGCAGGCCACAUGGUGCCCACAGACAUGCCACGAGCCGCCUUCAACAUGUUUGAGCGCUUCAUCAACAAGAAGCCCUUCUAGCGCAGGGGCCCUCUGUCUCCGGCACCCGGGGUGCUGCGUCUCCAUCUCUCCCCCAGCGGGGCUGCUGCUGCUGUUGUCGCGAUCGCAAAGUGUGGUGACUGCAAAGGCCGGAUCCUGCACUCCCAGCUCCCAGCCGGGGCAGCUCCCAGCACUGACUCUGCCCCCACCCUGAAGGCACCCUGGGCUUCCCUGGUGGUCGGGGAGGGGUGUGUGUCUGGGCCGGGGCUCCCCUUCUCGCUUUCUCUUUUGCACUGUCUCUGGGUGGGGCAAAGAGGCCUCUGCAGGGGUCUCCGUUCUCAGCCCCAGUUCUCAAUCACUUCAGAGGAUGAAGGAACCGGAAUUGCGGGUCACAAGGGCAGCCUGGCUGGGCCAGGGUUUGGCUGCACCCCCAAUCGCUGGAACUCGGGUGGGCGGGGGGUGCAGGGAAUGCGAUUAAACCGUUUUCCUGAGGA